UUUAACCGGUGGCAGCUCCCUCUCAGGGAGUCAGAGGGACCCGCAGCCCGCCUGCGCCCUGCAGAUGCACAACAGAUAUACUAGUUUACAUUAACUUACACGUUUUUGUUUUUUUUGUUUUUUUUUUUAAAUAUGACAUUUUAAUCCGUCUUUGAGAAUUGAAAGCUUUUGUUUAGCAACUUCUUCCGACUCGCAACUGCUGCGUUCAAGGAGCCUCCAGAGCUCUUCCUGUCACUGUCAUCAUGGGGAUCAAAGCUGCACUUCCCAAGUAUGAGAUCUAUUUCUACCACAUGGUGCUGUGUCUGGCCAUGUUCUGGGCCACCAGCUGGAUCUUUGAGGUGUCCAGUUCCAAUGUAAACCGAAAGACAUUCAAAACCAACGUGAAGCCAGGAUGGUACUACUUUGGGAGAAAAAUGGAUACAACUGAUUUUGAGUGGAUGAUGUGGUUUUCCACAUUCAGAGAGCACAUCCUGUUUGCUCUCUCUGGACAUGUGCUGUUCGCCAAGAUCUGCACCAUGCUGGCUCCACAGUACAGGUCCUUGGUGUACUUGGUGUACGGACUCCUGGCUGUAUGGACCAGUAUGGGUUGGACCUACGUCACCCUCAUCCUGUCACACUGUAUUCUGCUCUACAGCAUCUCCUUAGUGAAAAUCCGCUGGCUUUGCUUUGCCACUGGUCUUUGUACUCUCGCUACAUUCAAGUGUGAACCUUUCGUGUCCUGGCAGGCAGGUUUUGUGGAGGGGGACUUUGAGCUGCGUCAUAUUCUGUUCUAUGGAGGUUGUGGUUUUACCAUCAUGCGCUGUAUGAGCUUUGCCCUGGAGAAUUGUGAACGAAAAGAUGGAAACUACAACAUCCUGGAGCUGCUCAAGUACAACUUCUACCUCCCGUUCUUCUAUUUUGGGCCCAUCAUGACCUUUGAUAAAUUCUAUGUUCAAGCCAACAAGUCAGACCUGACCAGGAAAGAGCGGGAGAUGUGGAACAUCAGUCUGCAGGGCCUGAUCCACCUGGGGAUCAUCAUUGUGGUGGAGGGCCUCUUCCAUUUCAUGUACAUCCUCGUCAUCCCCACUGACAUGAAGCUGCUGAAGCACCUCUCUGACUGGGCUCUAGUGGGUCUGGCUUACUUUAACCUGGUGUAUGACUGGGUAAAAGCAGCUGCCAUGUUUGGAGUUAUCAAUACAGUGUCCAGACUGGAUCAUUUGGACCCGCCCAAGCCACCAAAAUGCAUCACAAUGCUCUAUGUGUUUGCCGAAACCCACUUUGACAGAGGAAUCAACGACUGGUUGUGCAAGUACGUGUAUGAUCACCUGGGUGGAAAGCAUGAGAAUGUGGUUAAGGAGCUGGUGGCCACACUCUGCACCUUCGGUGUCACCAUGCUCUGGCUGGGACCCUGCGAGGUGGUGCUGAUCUGGGCUUUCUUUAACUGUUUCGGCCUCAACUUUGAGCUUUGGGCUGCCAAGUUCUUCUCCAUGGAGCCUUUUGCUUCUUUUGAGAUGGCAAUGUCAGAAGCGAUGUCCCGCCGGAUCAGAGGCAUCUUCAAUACUUUCAACUUCUGGUGCAUUGUGCUGUUCAACAUCCUGGCCUUGAACAGUUUAGACUUUGCCAAGUUGGUUGCCAAACGACUGCUCCUCAAAGGUUUCCCCAUAACCACCAUCAUCGUCAUGUUCGUGACCUACUGCCUGAUCCAAGUGAUCAAGGAGAGAGAGAGGAGACAGGCCCUUAUCGAUGACCCUGAUCCUCUCCCUCCUGCCCCCCCUCCGACCGCCGCCAGCAGCACAACCACCUCUGCACCUGCACCCGCUGCCGCUCAGCCUGUCGCAGAUCCCAGCAAGGAAAAAGCAGAGUAGAUAUCAGCUGUAGGAUAUAUGCAGCCAAAGUAGCGUUAUCACAGUGUUAUCACCAGUCUAGAUUUUAUAAUGUGACUUUUGAAUGGAUGCUCUGUUUCUGCUGAUGUAUAAAACAGCAUUAACUGUAAAUAAAGUUUACCAACUGUUUACCAACCAAGAGAAAAAAUAGACCUUAAUGAAAUACAUUUACUCAAAACUACAUUUUUUCUGAAACCUCUGUCAUUAAUGCAAAAAAAUAAACUGCAAAGAUUUGUUCAAACUU
This is a messenger RNA of Thunnus maccoyii (southern bluefin tuna), 2106 nucleotides long. RefSeq names its product hedgehog acyltransferase like, b (gene hhatlb). Lineage: Eukaryota; Metazoa; Chordata; Actinopteri; Scombriformes; Scombridae. Gene Ontology annotation, molecular function: acyltransferase activity. The record is from RefSeq and is a predicted model, not a curated record. The coding region runs from base 243 to 1844 and encodes 533 amino acids. Gene Ontology annotation, biological process: negative regulation of N-terminal protein palmitoylation. The transcript is spliced from 12 exons. Gene Ontology annotation, cellular component: endoplasmic reticulum.